Molecule: messenger RNA, 366 nt
Organism: Rotaria sp. Silwood2
Lineage: Eukaryota; Metazoa; Rotifera; Eurotatoria; Philodinida; Philodinidae
Source: the annotation of a GenBank genome assembly
AUGAAUUCGAAAGAAAUUUCUCGUUUAACAACAACAUGCAUAUGCAUUUCAUUUUUCUUUCUCCUUUUUCGAUGUGCAUCUAGUCAACCUUUAUCGACAAGUUUAUUGAAAUCUAACAACAAUAAUAAUAAUGAUGAUGAUAUUAUUGCUGAUGCUACUCGAAUGAGACCAUUGCCAUACUCGAAUUCAGAUGAAUUCAAUUUUGAAGACGAUGAUUAUGAAGUGUGGUCACAAUUUUUCGAUAAGGCUUUAGACCUAUACAACGAACAUUAUCAAAACAAUCGACCAAGUAUAUCAUCACCCGUUCGUCGGGCCAACUUUUGGAAACGAGCUAAUUUUUGGCGUAAACGCGCCAAUUUUUGGUGA